Lepisosteus oculatus (spotted gar) is the source of this 3280-nucleotide messenger RNA. RefSeq names its product probable flavin-containing monoamine oxidase A. NCBI's taxonomy places the organism in Eukaryota, Metazoa, Chordata, Actinopteri, Semionotiformes, Lepisosteidae. The record is from RefSeq and is a predicted model, not a curated record. Gene Ontology annotation, molecular function: oxidoreductase activity.
UAUACAAAUCCCUCCUCCCAGGUGCACAAUGUACAAAAUGUACACUGUUACGGUUUAAUGAAUAAAUUAAAUAAAAAGACCUAAACUUCAGUUGGUAUAAUCAUUCUAUCGUUCUAAAUACUUGGAGCCUUGCAGAAAUCUGUUAAAACGGUAAAUAAAAUCAGUUUUAGGUUUGCAUCAACCAAAUGGAAUUGUUGGAUGUGGUGAUUGUCGGUGCCGGACUGUCUGGGCUUACAACAGCCAGAGAGCUUUUGAAAAGAAAUGCUUAUCUGAAAAUCUUAAUCCUAGAAGGAAAAGCUCGGAUAGGUGGGCGCACAGUGACCCUAAGCCUGCCAGCAGCAAAGGGAGAGGACUCCUGGGACCUGGGAGGGCAAUGGGUUGGUAGAACACAGACACACAUCCUAGAUCUUAUCCAAGAACUGGGUUUGGAGAUUUACCCACAGUACACAGAGGGGAAAAAGGUAUACCGGCUGGGUGGACCAGAGGCUGAGAUUCGAACCUAUACCUCCAGUAUCCCACCACUUUCUUUGAUGGGCCUCAUUGACAUGCAGCUCUUGUUAUGGAAGAUUGAUAAGCUGAGAAAGACAGUCUCUGUGGAGAUCCCAGGCUCUUCUCCCAAUGCUCUGGAGUACGAUAGCAUGACACUGCAUUCCUUCAUCAAGAAAAACACCUGGACUCAGGAGGUGAGGGCUGCAAUGGAGCUGUCAUGCAGGUCGGUGUUCGGCAUGGAGACCUCUCAGCUCUCCUUCCUCUACUUCCUCAUGUAUGGGGCAGCAGCUGGGGGAUUCCUCGCUCUGCUGGAGGCCACAGCUGGGUCAGCGCAGGAGUACAAAGUGAAGGGGGGAACCCAACAGCUGUCUGAGAUAUUAGCUGACCGAGUAGGAAGGCAGAACAUACGCCUGUCCUCUGCAGUGACUGCAAUACACCAGGAUUCUGGGAUUGUAGAAGUGAGGACAGAGUCUGAGGCUUUUAAAUGCAAGUCUGUUAUUGUAACCAGCCCCCCUCAUCUUGCCUCCAAGAUCCACUACCAGCCUCCACUGCCUGUGGAGAGGGAGAGCCUGACUCAAAACAUGCCCAUGGGACACAUGAUGAAAUUCAUCGUCACCUACCCCACAACAUUCUGGCGAGAAAAUGGCUUCUCUGGUGAGAUUGUGACCCAGCCUUCUUCAGAGUGUCCUUUCAGUGUAACCUACGAUGCUACUAGCACUUCUGGGAAUCCUGCACUGGUGGGGUUUAUUGCUGGUGCACAGGCUGCAGACUGGUGUCACAGAGAGUUGGAGGACAGACGGGAUGCGGUGAUCCAAACUCUGACAAAAUUCUUGGGUCCAGAGGCUUCAAAUUAUAUCCACUAUGCUGAAAAGGACUGGGCCAAGGAGCAAUACAGUGGUGGCUGUCCUGUCAAUAUCAUGGUCCCUGGAAUGAUCACUUAUUUCCAUCCUAGCCUCAGAAGACCUUGUGGAAGGAUUCAUUGGGCAGGCACAGAGACUGCCACACUGUGGUGUGGAUAUCUCAGUGGUGCUGUUCAGUCUGGACAGCGUGUGGCUUUGGAAGUCUUGGGACAGUUGUCCCCAGAAUGUCUGUCACAGGAGGAGAAGGAAUGGGCUAGGAAAUCCCUGGCAUUCCCUGUCCCACACAGGGAUUGGAAAAUAGCAACUGGUUCUUCCAGUUUCUCUGCCUAUCUGCUCCUCUCCACUGCCGCCUUAGGAGCUGCUUUGCUGUGGGUUCAUCCCUGGUUCUCUCAGGUGCUUAUUGAAAGGGGUCUUUCCAUUCUUCAGAAAACUUACAUGAUGCAGUAGAAUCAGAAAAGACAUUGACUUUGUUUGCUUUUGCUGAGAUUUAUCAAAUACUAAAGUUACAGAUUUGUGGCAUGUUUCUUAAACAUCUGGUUUUGUCCCUCCUGGUUAUUACUUUCAUAUCAGGUUUGUAAGUAGGUAUUUAAAGAUAAUGCUAAACCAUUGUGCUAAUAACUUUAAAACAUUUUCUUUCACAUAACAUUUGCCCUGUAUUCAGUAUUAUUUAAUCUCCUUGCAAUUUUGUAUUCCAGUUGAGAUUGGGACAUAAUUAAUUAGCUAAGGCUAGUCGCCCCAUAAUUUAAUUCUUCUCAGCUUUAAUUAUUUUUUUUAAUUCUGUUUCGCUGCAUGUUUGCCAAGAAAAAAAAAAGCUUGUUGAAAUAUGUUUUCAAAGCUGCAGAAAUUCAGCAUUGCUGAACAUUUCAUCAGACUUUGUUCCAUUAUGGCAUAAAAUAUAAACUGAAAUUCAAUUCUCAUUAAAUUUUAGUUCAUUAAUUAGCAAUAAGUGGUAUAUUCUGGAUGAUUUAUUGACUGUCAGUGCUUUUUUCCAGUUGCAGGCUGAGCAGAAUACUCAUUAGUAUUCCACACAUAGUGUACUUAUGCAUUUGUGAAAAUGGCAAUUUGAUUAUUAAGUUUUGAUCAAAACAGUAAUGUCUUGAUAUGCUUAAAGGUCAAAUACUCUAGGUACUCAAUGGAAAAAAGUUAAAAUAUUAAUAUACAGAGUACCAAAAGAAAUAUAUCACUUUAUACCUACAGCCUAUUCACAGGGUCAUUAUCAGGAAAGUAUAUUAUCUGUUUUUGCAGUAGGUGAAUUGAAAUCUUACUUAGCAGGCAUGACAUAGCUAACGUGUCAUCAAAAGGGUUAACGUGUCAGCAAAAGAGAUGAGCAUGGGGUUUACUUUGAAUGUUACAGGUUAGUAGCGGGUAUGUGUCCUGUCACAGGUACUGUAUGUGGCUGCCUUAGCCCAGCUCAACCCACAGUGGAGCUCAGGUCUGGCAAGCAGAGUAUCCAUGGCAUAAUUACCCAUUCUCACCUGUCAAGAAAGCUACUGACACACAAGCAAUAUGAGGAUGUGAGCUGUUAUGCUAACGUUACAUUCAGAUGAUCUCAGAAAGGGCAGCAAGUGAGGUCCAAGGACAUAUUCAGUUCAACAUAUAGCACUGAACAGUCAGGUUGCCAUCAGUCACUACAGAUGUAGUACUGUAGCAGUUACACUCCUGGCAAGUCCAUCAAACUUGAACAUUGCAACUGAUUUGUGCACAACAGCAUAUUUUUUGCGUGCAACAUACAGUACUAAUGGAACAAAGGCAUUGUUCUAUUGAUACCUCAGGCAUAUUUGAUUCCUUUGUGUGUUACUCUAAGGUUAAAUCACAUCCUAACCUUUCUCACCACUGAGGUUAUUUCAUGCAAUGGUCAAAAUCUGUCAAAUGGGCAGUCAUGAAUAGUCAAUGAAUUAGAGUAACACCUGAAAUAUUUAUUCAAUAUCCAA